AUGUCCAUCCGCUGCAUGUCUGGCCCAUCAUCAAUACUGCGCCCAUCCACCAGAAAGGGUCAUUUGAGGAGGUGGAAGAGGAAGUGGGGGCUGAAGCAGGAGAUGCUGAGCUGCUGGCUCAGCCUGGAGAGAGGAUUUCAUUGGAGCUUCCUGGGUCCAGUCUGUGCCAUAAUCCUGAUAAAUAUAACGGUCUUUGCCCUGACCCUGUGGACCCUCAGAAACAGACUCUCCUCCCUCAGUGCAGAUGUGUCCACCCUCAGAGAUACCCGGUUACUGACCUUUAAAGCCAUCUCCCAGCUCUUCAUUUUGGGCUGCACAUGGAGCUUUGGUCUCCUCCAAGUCGGCCCAGCAGCCAUGGUCAUGGCGUAUUUAUUCACCAUCGUCAACAGCCUGCAGGGAGCCUUCAUCUUCCUGGUGCACUGUCUCCUCAAUCGCCAGGUGAGAAAGGAGUACAGGAGAUGGAUCAAGGGAUUCCGAACGUCCAGCACAAAAUCUCAGACAUCCGAUCUAUCCAUGUCUGCUUUCCCCACCACCACGGUGGUAAGAGGUCCUGUGCUCUGUUCCAGUACCAGCCUGUGA
Molecule: messenger RNA, 579 nt
Organism: Malaclemys terrapin pileata
Lineage: Eukaryota; Metazoa; Chordata; Testudines; Emydidae
Product: adhesion G protein-coupled receptor E1-like
Exons: 5
Coding region: 1-579 (192 amino acids)
Biological process (GO): cell surface receptor signaling pathway; adenylate cyclase-activating G protein-coupled receptor signaling pathway
Cellular component (GO): membrane
Molecular function (GO): G protein-coupled receptor activity
Source: RefSeq, a predicted model, not a curated record